AUGCAUCGACAAGGCAGACGAGCAGCCUCGCGGUAUCAGCGAGGGAGAGACAUGCACGAGGGCGAGGAGGAUGCAGAGACAGGCGACAUGCGAGAUGCAGAGACAGGCGACAUGCGAGAUGCUGGGAGAGGCGACAUGCGAGAUGGAGAGAGAGACGACAGGCGAGAUGGAGAGAGAGACGACAGGCGAGAUUCUGGGAGAGGCGACUUGCGAGGUGCUCGAGUGACUUCGAUCGGUCGACAGCAGAGGGUUGAAAGUUGGUGGGAGACAAUGCGGAAACAAGGAGACGAGGGGAAAAGUGCGAUGCGUGACUGGGUAUGGACUAAUGUGGGAGUUCCGCUACAAGAAAAAGUUAGCGAUGCGAAGAUACACAUCAAGGCAGCGUUGAGAAGUGCCGUGUUAGAGGUCAACAAGAUAGUAGAAAACACUAUGGCAACUCUGGUAGAAGGGCGAACUGGCAAUGCCCGACGUGAGCAAAGACCUCCCCAGAGGUUGGAGGAUGUAAACAUCUGGGAGGAAUUCUUCGGUGUGAUGAUGACUUGCGUUGAUCUAUCUCUCUGCGAGGGAUGGUUGAUCCCUGAGGACGUGAACGAGCCCUUCUUUCAACUAGGCAUGCCAGCAUCUGCCGUAGCUGAGAUUGCUCUGAGAUCGCCGAGCUCUUCCUGUACAGAAAUCGGGUCAGCGACUAUCACGCCUGAGGAUCUCAUGAUGGAGGAGUUUGAGGACAUCAGGGAUCUGAUAGAGGAGGUACAGAAAGUCAAGCGGGAGAUCGCGAGAGUGCGGCCGAAUGAGGAGGAGCAGGAGUUCAUUCGGAGGUCCGCGAUCUGCGCAGGAGGGAAGGAAGUGCCCAGUGCCAUCUCGUCGGAUCGGAGGAGGGAGCUGAAUGCAGUGCUCGCUUGUGUGCAGCGCGUGGCAAUCAAGCUGACGCAGAAGUCCUUCUACAAGGAGCAAGCAGAGGCGAUUAUGGAGCAGAUAGCGCUUCGAGAUCGUCUGUCCCACAACGGGAAGGUUAGAGUGAGUUUGGCUUGA
Molecule: messenger RNA, 1029 nt
Organism: Guillardia theta CCMP2712
Lineage: Eukaryota; Cryptophyceae; Pyrenomonadales; Geminigeraceae
Exons: 5
Coding region: 1-1029 (342 amino acids)
Source: RefSeq, a predicted model, not a curated record